This is a messenger RNA of Stegastes partitus (bicolor damselfish), 1170 nucleotides long. RefSeq names its product thyrotropin-releasing hormone receptor. Gene Ontology annotation, biological process: phospholipase C-activating G protein-coupled receptor signaling pathway. Gene Ontology annotation, cellular component: membrane. The transcript has 2 exons. The coding region runs from base 1 to 1170 and encodes 389 amino acids. Lineage: Eukaryota; Metazoa; Chordata; Actinopteri; Pomacentridae. The record is from RefSeq and is a predicted model, not a curated record. Gene Ontology annotation, molecular function: thyrotropin-releasing hormone receptor activity.
AUGGAGAACAAUACGACCAUCUUUCAGGAUGUCACUCAGGUUGUAAAUCUGACACAAAUACCUCUGAACCCACUCGAAGAACAAGUCAUAACAAUAUUUUUGACAAUGCUCAUUUGUGGAGUUGGGAUUGCUGGGAACAUCAUGGUAGUGCUGGUUGUUCUUCGCACUAAACACAUGGUGACCCCGACUAACUGUUACCUCGUCAGCCUGGCCGUGGCAGACCUCAUUGUGCUCCUGGCUGCAGGUCUUCCCAACAUCUCUGAUGUUGUAGCCUUCUGGAUAUAUGGCUACACAGGAUGCUUGUGCAUAACUUAUCUUCAGUACCUCGGCAUUAAUGUGUCGUCCUGCUCCAUCACAGCGUUCACCAUCGAACGAUACAUUGCUAUCUGCCACUCCAUAAAGGCACAGUUCAUAUGCACUGUUUCCCGGGCCAAGAGGAUCAUAGCUGGAGUCUGGAUCUUCACCUCGCUCUACUGCACCAUGUGGUUCUUUUUAGUGAACACAAAUGAAACUGUCUACACCAACGGGGUGGUGGUCACCUGUGGCUACCGUGUGUCCAGGAGCCUCUACAUGCCGAUCUAUUUCCUGGACUUCACUCUGUUUUACGUGAUCCCUCUCAUUGUGGCCACUGUGCUAUACGGGCUCAUUGCAAGAAUUUUGUUCAUGAGUCCAUUGCCGUCACAUCUGAAUGACCGAGCUGGAGGAGGAUCAGUUCACCAGGGUCACUCCAACAGCACAGGCAAGGCCAGCAAGGGCGCAGUCUCUGCAAGAAAACAGAUAACAAAGAUGCUGGCUGUGGUGGUCGUCCUCUUCGCCUUGCUCUGGAUGCCUUACCGAACACUGGUGGUGGUCAACUCCAUCAUCGACCCGCCUUACCACAACACCUGGUUCCUGCUCUUCUGCCGCAUGUGCAUCUACACCAACAGUGCCAUCAACCCCAUCGUCUAUAACCUCAUGUCCCAGAAGUUUCGCGUUGCAUUCAAAAAGCUCUGCAAGUGCAGCUGGCGACACAAGGAGGCCGAGUACAAUGUGCCGAUGUAUUACAGCGUGAUGAAGAACUCAACGAGCAACGAGCCAGUCACAGAGCAGGAGGAGGUCAGCGGGCACACCGCCAAAAGGUUCACCUCACCACCAACAGAUAAUGAAGCAAGCGCACUCAGCACUUCUUAA